Messenger RNA from Spea bombifrons (plains spadefoot toad), 1886 nucleotides. RefSeq names its product ankyrin repeat and SOCS box containing 15 (gene ASB15). Gene Ontology annotation, biological process: intracellular signal transduction. The record is from RefSeq and is a predicted model, not a curated record. NCBI's taxonomy places the organism in Eukaryota, Metazoa, Chordata, Amphibia, Anura, Pelobatidae. Gene Ontology annotation, molecular function: protein binding. Bases 1 to 1743 code for a protein of 580 amino acids. The transcript has 9 exons.
AUGGAGGAAACUGUGGAAGAACAACCCAGUAGCUAUGAAAUUCAGUUUGCCAUUCAAGAAUCUCUGGAAACCAAUGCACCUCGUUAUACUGACAGGUUUGUACAACCCAGUGAGAUAAACCGGAAAAUUGUGUCUGCAAUAAAACUAGGGGAAAUUACCGAACUACAACAGUAUAUGAAUUAUAAAUAUGCCCUUGAUGAAGCUGAUGAAAAAGGAUGGUUUCCUUUACAUGAAGCUGUAGUACAACCAGUUGGACAAAUCACUGAAAUAGUUCUUGAUGCAUCAGGCAAAUCAUUAUGGGAACAGAAGACCAAUGAUGGGGAAACUCCUUUAACUCUUUCUGUAAAAGCUGGAUUGGUAGAAAAUGUCAGGGUCCUACUCGAGAAGGGAAUCUGGCCAAACACCAAGAACAGAAAAGGGGAAUCUCCUCUUCUUAUUGCAAUUAGGAUUGGGAAUUAUGACAUGGCAACAAUGCUCAUCAGUUACAACUGCAGUAUUAACCAACCAUGCGUCAAACGAUGGUCAGCAAUACAUGAAGCAGCUAAACAAGGGCGCUCUGAUCUUAUCUCCUUACUUUUGAAAAAUGGAGGAAAGGUUGGCCUCAGGGAUGGUUUUGGUGUAACACCGUUAGGAGUUGCUGCUGAAUACGGACACUGUGAUGUACUGGAGCAACUGAUUCAUAAGGGUGGUGAUGUCUAUGUUCAAGCAGAUGAUGGAUCCUCAGUGCUAUCUGAUGCAGCUUCUGGUGGAAAUCCAGACUGUGUAGCUCUUUUAUUGGAAUAUGGUGCAAGUGGAAAUGUUCCUGACAAAGAAGGCAAUCUACCCAUACACAAGGCAGCUUAUGGAGGUCAUUAUCUAGCACUAAAGUAUCUUGUUCCUGUAACAUCAAAACAUGCCAUCAAAAGAAGUGGCUUAAGUCCCAUCCACUCUGCUGCAGAUGGACAGAAUUUACAGUGCCUGGAGCUGCUAAUUGAAAAUGGCUUUGAUGUCAAUGAAUUGUUGGCUGAACAUAUUUCUGAAAAUUAUGAUGACAGAAGAAAAAGUGCAUUGUUUUUUGCAGUAUCCAACAAAGAUGUUCUGUGCACUGAGCUGCUGUUAAAAUCUGGAGCUUUUCCAAAUCAAGAUCCUCUAAACUGUCUUUUAGUGGCAGUACGAGCUGGAAAUCAUGAAAUUGUGAGAUUGCUUUUAGCUCAUAAAGCAGAUGUCAACUGCUACUUCAUGCAAGUGAAUCAUACCCAUUUUCCAAGUGCAAUACAAUAUGCACUAAAUGAUGAAAUUAUGCUAAGGAUGUUGCUAAAUAGUGGAUACAAUGUUGAAAUGUGCUUUGACUGCAUGCAUGGUGGCAUUUUUGGUGCAUCAUUCAAGUGGCCAUCUUCAGAUGUGCUACCAGGAUGGACAUCAUGCGUCAUAGAAGAUAGUCCUUUUUGUGACUUUGUUACUGUGUCAUGGAUGAAACAUCUGGUUGGCAAAAUUAUCAGAAUAUUUGUGGAUUACAUGGAUUAUGUCCCUUUAUGCACAAAGUUAAAAUCUGUUUUGGAAGUUCAAAAAGAAUGGACUGAAAUUCAUGAGAUUUUAGGAAAUCCUCGUCCAUUAAAACACUUGUGUCGGCUAAAAAUACGAAAACUCAUUGGACUGAAGAGACUACAGAGAAAAAAACUGCCUCUACCUCCUAUGCUAAAAUCAUAUUUAAUGUAUAAGGAAUAUGAUUUAUAUGGGGAAGGACUACAUUUUGAUAUGGAAUAAGCAAAUAUAUACACCUUUCAAUUUUUUUUCAAGGCAGUACUAAACAUGUUGCUUUCCGGGUUACUCAGUGAGGUAUUCUUUCUUCUGUGCAACGUCUCUAAAUUGUAAGCAGUAUAAUAUUAACUUGCUGACAUUUUUCCAGA